Messenger RNA from Wasmannia auropunctata (little fire ant), 1313 nucleotides. RefSeq lists its product as uncharacterized. Gene Ontology annotation, cellular component: plasma membrane. The transcript is spliced from 6 exons. Lineage: Eukaryota; Metazoa; Arthropoda; Insecta; Hymenoptera; Formicidae. Gene Ontology annotation, biological process: detection of chemical stimulus involved in sensory perception of smell; sensory perception of smell. Gene Ontology annotation, molecular function: olfactory receptor activity; odorant binding. The coding region runs from base 426 to 1313 and encodes 295 amino acids. The record is from RefSeq and is a predicted model, not a curated record.
ACUGACUUUCAAUACACGUCGUAAAUUCGGAAUAGAUUAUAAUAAAAAUAAAAUUUCCAGACAACAUAAAGUUUUAAAAUCGACGCAUAAGACGUCUUUUUUUAGUCCUUUUAGACUUUUAGAUAGUUUUCAUGGAACUAUCUGAAAGACAUCUUAAAGACGUCUUAUGCUUCAAGUUUAGACUUAUAUUGUUAUAAAUAUAUUUAAAAGUAAAACUUUUUGUUUUUUAAUUUAAACUGCGUAUCACUAAUCACGCAUGAUUCCCAUUACCUUCUUAUAUUGUUAUUGUAUUUUUAAUAUCGAGAAUCUUAUAGGUUACAAUUUACUAUUGUAUAUCGAGAUUGUAUACUAUUUAAUAUCGAGAAUCUUAUAUCUAUUACAAUUUACUAUUGUUAAUAAAAACUGAUUUAUGUAAUUAAUUUUAUAUGCAUUUAGUUUACCACAUCUUUAACAUGAUUAGUAUUGUUUUACUGCCAAUUGCGGUGUGCAUUUUUAAAGACGGCAUACGCAUAAACGAGUCUCAGCUAAGACAAGUGAUACAGAUGAUUUUACCUAAACACUUCGUUGGAAAAGAAAGCUAUCUCUAUCUGAUUUUCCUACACUCGGGCGCAGCAGCUUGUAUAGGUGGAAUAGUGUUGGUGUCAACACUAAUGAUGUGCGUAACAUACACCAAACAUGCCUGUGGAAUAUUCAGAAUUGCCAGCUACCGUUUGGAAAAUGCAAUAACGGUAAAUACACUACAAAAUUUUAACUUGAAAAGCGAGAUAUUGAUAUCUAAGGAAAUAAUUCGAGCCGUAGAUAUUCAUCGAAAAGCUAUCAAGUUUACCGCGCUUUUCUUUUCUGGCUUCGAACAAUCACGUUUCGUCUUAAUAAUAUUUACCGUACUUACUUUGAGCCUUAAUCUUUAUGGAAUUUCAGUGACUAUAUCGCUUGAAGAGUUUACUGAAGAAUUUUUUUUGCAUUGUAUGGUUGUAGGCGCCCUUUUUAUAUAUUUAUUUUUAAUAAAUUAUGCUGGACAAGAAUUUAUAGAUCAUAAUGAUCACAUAUUUUCCACCGCGUACAACAUUCAAUGGUAUAUAGCACCAUUACACGUACAGAAGUUAAUAUUAUUUCUCUUGCAAAAAGGUAUGAAAACCGACAGCCUCCAGUUUGGCGUAUUGUUUUCGCUGUCUCUAGAAUUGUUUGCCUCGGUAAAAAUUGUUAUAUAUUUUAUUACACCGCAUAGCAUACAAUGUGCGUGCGUGUGCAUUGAAUGCUUAAACGGUGAAAGGGCAAAACCACAUAAUUAUGAACUCUGUCCGCACUGUAAGUAG